UUCUUAUAUUUGUUUGAUCAGCAAUAAUGGCCACAAUACCUGAUGGAAUUGAACAGGAAGAGAUUAUCAAGAUAGAAGAAGGAUUAGUCAACACUUCAACUAAGCCUAAUUCAAACUCUAACUAUUUUCUCUCUCUUUUUUCACCCAAAUUUGUCCAAAUUGCACAAAAGUUGGUUGCUGAGGUGAUUGGCACCUAUUUUGUGAUAUUUGCUGGAUGUGGAUCUGUUGCUGUGAACAAAAUCUACGGUUCAGUGACAUUCCCAGGCAUAUGUGUGACUUGGGGUCUAAUUGUAACGGUUAUGAUUUAUUCAGUUGGCCAUAUCUCUGGAGCACAUUUUAAUCCUGCAGUCACCAUCACUUCCGCCCUCUUUCUGCGAUUUCCGAUUCGCCAGGUACCUUUUUACAUAAUUGCUCAAGUAAUAGGUUCACUUCUUGCUAGUACCACACUGGUUCUAGUGCUGGAUGUGAAUUCUAAUGCAUAUUUUGGAACUGUACCAGUUGGAUCAAAUUUGCAAUCUCUAGUUAUGGAAAUCAUCAUCACUUUCCUCCUCAUGUUCGUGGUUUCCGGUGUUACUACCGACGAUCGAGCAGCGGUUGGACCCCUAGGAGGACUUGGCAUUGGCAUGACCAUUCUAUUGAAUGUCUUUGUGGCUGGGCCAAUUUCAGGGGCUUCAAUGAACCCAGCAAGGAGUAUUGGGCCAGCAAUAGUGAAGCAUGUAUACAAAGGAUUAUGGGUGUAUAUAGUAGGCCCAAUAUUUGGAGCUAUACUUGGGGCUUUUGCUUACAACUUAUUAAGAUCCACUGACAGCCCAUCACCCAAAGAUAGUGUGACAGUGACACAUAACUAA
This is a messenger RNA of Mercurialis annua (annual mercury), 848 nucleotides long. Its product is annotated as probable aquaporin NIP-type. The transcript is spliced from 5 exons. Lineage: Eukaryota; Viridiplantae; Streptophyta; Magnoliopsida; Malpighiales; Euphorbiaceae. The record is from RefSeq and is a predicted model, not a curated record. Gene Ontology annotation, cellular component: membrane. Gene Ontology annotation, biological process: transmembrane transport. Gene Ontology annotation, molecular function: channel activity. The coding region runs from base 27 to 848 and encodes 273 amino acids.